GCCCCUCCCUUUCUCCACUUGAGAGGAGGCGGGGUUGGGGUGCAGGUGAGUCAGGUGUGUGGAGGGCAGGGCAGGGACUGUGCAGGCUCCUGGCCAGCAUGGUGACACAUCCCCUGUGUGCACUUGGACUCGGUUCUCGCCAGCCAUGGGAAUGGGACUCCAGCACUGAGGCACAAGCCUCCAAUCCCUGCUGAUUGCCUGGGGUGGGGGACAGAGUGCUCGGAGGAGGCAGCCAAGGCACUUCUCCAUCUUGCCCCCAUUAGUGCAGUGAUGUCCAGCCAGCCUUUGGAUAUCAGUGUCCCAAUGUCUUAACUCCAAGGCUCACUAGCUGUGUGACUCCAGGCAAGUCACUUCACCUCUCUUAGCCUCAGUUUCCUCAUCUGAAAAAUGGGGGCACUAAUAGCCACCUUUUAGGAUUAUUGUGUGGCUUAAAGGAGAUCAUGCAGGCACAAUGCCUAGUGCGAAGCCUGGCCCAGGGAGGGCCUCAGCAAAUGGCAAGCUUUUGAAUGAUCGGGGCACUGUCCUUUUUCUAUAUUCUGACCCUGAUACAGGCGUAGUCCCCAUUUUUGUCCCAAGCCCAUCCCUGACUCUUUCUCUGUGCUGGGGUGGAGUGGACGCUGUGGGAGGGAGCCGAGAGGAGGCUGCAGCACAGACCUCCCCACCAGGUUUCAGGAGCUCAUCCAGGCUGUGGGCCCUGAGAGAAGUGGGUCCAGUCUUGGGGAUGGGAGAGGAGGAGGCUACUUCACUCUCUCCCCUGUGCUUCCUUCCCAGGCCCUGGGGUGGCCAGAGCUGCCCUGACCUGGCCCAGGGCCAGGGCAGCACCAGCAGUGUCAGCCUCAAGGCCCAAGCCCAGAGCCGCUCAGACUGGGACCUUCGGGCAGGGAGCCGUGGUUCCUGGUUUUGGAAGCGACGACACAGCUCAGGGGGGCCCACUCAGCCCCUGGGGCGCCUACAGAGGCCAGCUGUGGGCAGCGCCUCCGAUCUGGCCAAGUAUGCCUCUGUGGGGCCAGAGAGCCUGGCACUGGCAGUGGCUUCAGCAGAGCCUGCUGGUGCCAGGUGUCCAUCAUGCCCGGUGCAAGCUCCUGGAUGUUUGGAACAGGGACUCCCAGGCUGCACUUGCCCGCAACCCUUGUAUAUAGCCCCAGAGGUCCCUCUGAGGCCUGAGCCACCCGGCAACCUGGAAGACGUGCUGCCCCGCCCAGCAUCCUUACCCAUGGCAGAGGGGGCAAAGGGCGAGUCUGCCACUCCAGGGCCAGCCCUGCCAGAGCCAGCCCAGGCCCUACACAAGCGUCCCUCUGCCAGGAAGACCCGCUACCACAUCACUGUCACCCUGCAGGGGUGUGGGCAGGCACCUGGGGAGGAGGGUGAGGAGCCCAAACCGGCCCAACCAGCUCCCCACCCCUGUGGCCCUGAGGAAUCCAGGGGCUGGCAGGAGCCUCCCCAGGGGCCCCGCCCCAUCACGGGGUGCCUGACCAACAGGCCCCAGGAGCUCCGGCUGAGAGCCCCACGGCAUCAGGGGAGCACGGACCAGCGGCAGGAGCUCCAGGCUGGCCAGACGCCUGGGUCCCCACACAGACAGGAGCUGGAUCACACUGAGCCAAGGACACCUCAGGACAGGUUGCCGGGGCCCAACAUGGAGGAGGCAGGUGGGCCCCCAGCUCGGGCUGAGGCCCGAGUGUUGAGUGCCACGCUGACAUGGCGGCAGCGGCCCCCUGCCCAGGAAGAGAUCAGACACCGUUUUCACAAGGUGUCCCUGGUGUCAGGGGCCCAGAUGGAAGCUCCCCGAGAGGAGAUGUUCGAGUACAGCUACCGUCGAGAGGAAGUCAAUGGCUUUGCUGCACGGGAAGAAGAGACUGUGAAUUGCCAGGGCCCCCGGGAUGGGGCUGGCUCCAAGAGCUUCCAGAGCCAUGGGCCCAUCUUUUCCAAGAAGUACACACCACCUCCCAAGGAGAAAAGGCCAGUAGGGAGGCUGAAGGAAGCUGUGGACCAGGUUGAUGGCAGCUCCCAAGACCCCAGGACUGAGCCACCAAAUCCGGGAGCUGUGGCCAGGACUGAGUAUUUGGUGCCUCUGCCUGGGCCCCGUGAGCCGAGCCCCCACCCAGGUGUGAGUCACAUCAGUGGGAGCCUCCGGAGCCUUGAGGAACGGCGGGUGACACGUACUGUGCGGACCACCAUGGUGAUGGGAGGGCAUGUGGACCGACGGGCGAACAGCUCUGUGACCGUGGGGCCAACACUUCCAGGCGAGGCCCUGCCAAGGGGACGCAAUGCUGCCCGCACGGUACGGGCAGUGGUGGUGAGGCCCCGGGCUGACGGCUCCCCCAGCCGCAGUCAGGCCCUGGAGCUGCUAAGUAGCCUCGUGCCUGCUGAGCGUAGCCCACCUACCGGCCAGCUUCCUAGGCCCAUGGCUGCUGUGCCAAGGAGUCCAGGUCUGGGUGGGUCAGAGGGGGAAGCCCUGGGGCAGCUACCUGAGACAGGGACAGCAGUGCCAAAAGACGGAUCUGCCCUGGCCCCUGCAGGCAUCUCAGAGGGUGUUCACCUACCUCAGAACCAGGAUGUCCCUGCAGCCCACCCAGACCAAGACCAGGUCAAAGCCCCAGACGCCAGGGCCCGUGAGUCCCCAAGGGUGCAGGGAGCCUCCAGCCGCACCCAGCUCCCUCUCCAGACCUCUCAGGGUCAUGCACCAGUACCCUCCUCUCCCAGACUCCAGACCCAGGCCCCCUCCCUGGGCCCAGUUCACCCCCCAGAGCAGCCUGUGGUGCCCACUCACCCCGAGGCCCAGCUCACUCUCAAGCCCAGGGGACCCCAGGCCCUGCCCUCUGUAAAAAUGGAAGGGCUCACAGAUUCCCCUGCUGCCACCGUCCUGCCCAUGGUGAGGAGCGAGGUUGUUACAGUCCCUGGACAACCUCUUGCUCCAUCCUCUACAAGAAGGAAGGCUUUCCCCAGCCCAAGAGGUCUGUCUGCUCCACCGUCCCCAAGAAAUAAGGUUGCUCAGGACUCUGAAAAUGUCCCUAUCUUCUCCCUUACCCAGAAAGAGGUAGUGCAGGGCCCUGGUAUUCCUGCUGAUCCAUCCCCCACCCAGAAAGAGGUUGUGCAGAGUCCUAGUGCUCCUGCUGCUUCAUCUCCCAAACCAACCAACGUUGUCCAGGGCCCAGAAGGCAGCCCUAGCACCCAAAAAGAGGUUGUCCAGGGUAUCGAAGGCAGCCUUGCCCCUUCCCUCACCAAAGAAGAGGCUGUUCAAGGCCUAGAUCCUCCUGCUAUCACAUCCCCACAAAAGGAUAAGUUUGUCCAGGGCUCUGAAGAGAGCCCCGUAUCAUCUCCCACCCAAAAAGAGGCUGUCCAGGGUAUUGAAGGCAACCUUGCCCCUUCCCUCACCAAGGAAGAGGCUGUUCAAGGCCUGGCUGCUCCUGCUGUCCCAUCCCCCCCGAAGGAUAAGCUUGUCCAGAGCUCUGAAGAGAGCCCCAUAUCAUGUCCCACCCAAAAAGAGGUUGUCCAGGGCCCUGGUGCUUCUGCUGCCCCAUUUUCCACCCAGAAAGUGGUUGUCCAGGGCCCUGCUGUUCUCCCUGCCUCCUCCUCAGUGGGCAAGGUGUGCCCCCACAGCCCAGGAGGCCCCCCUGUCCCAGUGCCGAUGGGAGCAGAGGCCAGCCUGGAGUCCCAGCUUGUCCCUGAGUCCACCGAGGGUAAGGCCCUCCCAGAGCCAUCGAGGGAGGAGGAAGAGGUGGCCCUGGCCACUGACCUAGAGAUUUUCCUGGAUACCCUGCGGAGCAUGGAGCCCCCCGAGAUCCUCCACACUCACCGGCUGCCACGAGCCCCUCGCUCCUCCUACCUGGCCAUGUAUGCCACACUGCCCCCCAUCGAGGAGGACCAUCCUGGGCCAUGGGUGCUGGGAUCUAGCCCCCAGGAGGGGCCCGCACUGGAAGAAGAGGAGGAGGAGGAGGAGGAAGAGGAGGAGGAGGAGGAGGAAGAGGAGGAACCAGAGAACCCCUACCUGAGCGAUGAUGAGAAGCUCCAGCGCAUGCAGGAGAAAGCCAGGCCCGGCCCCUCCUGGGACUCCCGCCACGCCAGGACCCCCCAGGCCUCUUGCUCUCCUCUGGAGAUGAUGAAGAAGCAUGUAGCAGGUGCCAAGGGCCCCCACCCAGAGCUGGGGCCAGAGUGGCAGGCAGGCGGCAGGCCCACUUCCCGUCUUGGAGGCAGCCUUCUCUUUGGUGGUCUGGUGCCUGCUACCAAGGAGGCCCCCACCUUGGAACCACUGGGCACAAAACUAUCUGCUUUGCCAUCCCAUGGGGCACCGGGGCUCAGGAAGGUGCCAGGACAGCUGCCUCUGCUCUGCAGCGAAAGGCCGCCGCCAGAGAAGCCCACAUUUGCCCGGCCACCGGAGGGGUGGAGCCCAGCAUUGAAGACCCAGGGCAAGCUGAACACCAGGCCUGGAAAGAUGAUCCUCUUCUCGGAGCCCAGCUGCCAAGGCAGCAGCAGGGAGGUUUGGGAAGACAUUGCUGAUGCUUCCAGCUGGGCCCCCGUGGCCUCCAUAAGGGUGGUGCGAGGCUGCUGGGUGCUGUACGAAGAGCCGGAGUUCCAGGGCCGGAAGCUGGUCCUGCCAGAAGGAGAUGUGGAACUAGGAACCCCGGGGUCAGCAUGGAGUACCCAAGGCAUCGGCUCCCUGAGGAGGGUUGUCCGGGACUACAUCACCCCACAGAUCUGCCUGUACUCCGAGGAGGGCCUCAAGGGAGAGGAAGUGAAGCUAACCGAGGCCUUGGAGGACCCCCAGGGCCUGAAGAAGCCCCUGCAGGUGGCAUCUGCCACUGUCUCCGCAGGACUGUGGCUGCUGUACCCCAAACCCUUCUUUGAAGACACUCCCUAUAUCCUGGAACCUGGACAGUACCCCACCUCAGAGGCCUGGGGUACAUCAGACCCCAGCGUGGGCUCCCUGAAGCCCAUAAGAUUGGGCUGCCCAAGUGUAGAGAAGCCAGGGGAGCCCAAGGCUGUGGUGUAUGAGGCCCCAGGGUUUCAGGGUCAGAGCUGGGAAGUGAGCCGAGACAUCUACAACCUUCAGCAGCCAGAGGACAGCCAGAGUCCCCAGUUGCCCUCUGUGGGGUCCCUGCGAGUUCUUGGGGGCUGCUGGGUGGGCUACGAGAAGGAGGGCUUCAGGGGCCACCAGUAUCUGCUGGAGGAGGGGGAAUAUGCUGAUUGGUCACAAUGGGGAGGCUAUGACGAGGCGCUGACCUCCCUGCGGGUCAUCCGGACGGACUUCGGGGACCCGGCCGUGGUGCUGUUUGAGGCCAUGGACUUCGAGGGGCACAGCGUGGAGGUGAGCGAGGCAUUGCCGGACGUGGAGCGGGCGCAACACGGCCCCCACACGCAAGCUAUCCACGUGCUCAGCGGCGUGUGGGUGGCCUAUGAGGAGGUGGGCUUCUCCGGCGAGCAGUACGUGCUGGAGAAAGGCGUGUACCGCAACUGCGACGACUGGGGUGCGGGCAACAGCGCCCUCGCCUCGCUGCAGCCGGUGCUGCAGGUCGGGGAACACAACCUGCACUUUGUCUCAAAGAUUCAGCUUUUCUCCGGACCCAAUUUCCUGGGCGACCAAAUCUCCUUUGAGGAUGACCAGACGUCUCUGCCCACCUCCUUCCAGCCCCAGUCGUGCCGCGUCCACGGCAGCAGCUGGAUCCUGUUUGAUGAGAAGAACUUUGACGGUGACCAGCACAUUCUCUCCGAGGGCGAGUUCCCCACUCUCACGGCCAUGGGCUGCCAAGCCUCCGCAGUCCUGGGCUCUCUCCAAAAGGUACCCCUGCACUUUUCGGAGCCCUCCAUCUUCCUGUAUGGACUGGAGUGCUUUGAGGGGAAGGAGAUGGAACUCAGCCGGGAGGUGCGGAGCCUGCAGGCCGAGGGCUUCAACAACCACGUGCUGUCCGUGCGGAUCAAGGGGGGCGUCUGGGUGCUUUGUGAGCACAGCGACUUCCGGGGCCGCCAGUGGCUGGUGAGCAGCUGCGAGAUCACCAACUGGCUGACCUACAGUGGGACCCAGAGGGUGGGUUCCCUCUACCCCAUCAAGCAGCGCCGGGCAUAUUUCCGCCUCUGGAAUGCGGCCCUGGGGGGAUUCCUGGCAGUGCCAGACCACGUGGAGGACAUGAAGGCGGGCCGCGUGGUGGUCUCCAAGCCCCAGGCCGGAGGCAGCUGCAUCUGGUACUACGAGGAUGGGCUGCUGAAGAACCAGGUGGCCCCCACCAUGAGCCUGCAGGUGAUUGGGCCCCCCAGCCCAGGUUCCAAGGUGGUGCUGUGGGCUGAGAGCCGCCUGCCCCGCCAGACAUGGAGCAUCAGUGAAUCGGGCCACAUCUGCAGCCAGAUGUUCGACGGCCAGAUCCUAGAUGUGAAGGGUGGCUGGGGCUACGACAGGGACCACGUGGUGCUGUGGGAGCUGGCCAAUGACAGGGAGUCCCAGAUCUGGACGGUCCAUGUGCUUUGAAGCCCCACCCUUCCCCCCAGCCCUGGAGCCGUUCUCUGGGAUGACAUUUUUAUAGGUUUUUUUGUUGUAACAUAAGCUGUUUUCUAAUAUGC
Messenger RNA from Diceros bicornis minor, 6546 nucleotides. It is a transcript of the gene CRYBG2, whose product is annotated as crystallin beta-gamma domain containing 2. NCBI's taxonomy places the organism in Eukaryota, Metazoa, Chordata, Mammalia, Perissodactyla, Rhinocerotidae. The record is from RefSeq and is a predicted model, not a curated record. The coding region runs from base 452 to 6454 and encodes 2000 amino acids. The transcript is spliced from 21 exons.